Molecule: messenger RNA, 900 nt
Organism: Cyclopterus lumpus (lumpfish)
Lineage: Eukaryota; Metazoa; Chordata; Actinopteri; Perciformes; Cyclopteridae
Gene: fam78bb
Product: family with sequence similarity 78 member Bb
Exons: 2
Coding region: 1-900 (299 amino acids)
Source: RefSeq, a predicted model, not a curated record
AUGCACGGCCUCAUAGUUUUGAUACUGGUCGAGUCCCAGUCAGCGGUGCGGUUCCCAAGGCCUGGCAGGCUCACUUGGCUGCUCCUGACCGUCACCUUUACCUGCACAGCCAUGGGCUGCAUCCAGAGCAUCGCCUGUAACAAGUCGCGCAUCAAACGGGAGAACAUCGUGGUGUACGACCUGUCCGCCACCAUCGACCACUGCCCGACUGUCAUCGAGGAGAACUCGCCCAUAGUGCUGCGAUACAAGACGCCCUACUUCAAAGCCUCGGCGCGCAUUGUGAUGCCCCCACUUCCCCGCAACGAGACAUGGGUGGUGGGCUGGAUCCAGGCGUGCACCCAGAUGGAGUUUUACAACACCUACGGAGACGUCGGCAUGUCAAGUUGGGAGCUGCCUCAGCUACGAGAAGGCCUGGUGAGGGCCAUCAGCGACUCAGACGGCGUGAGCUACCCCUGGUACGGAAACACCACCGAGACUGUCACCAUCGUCGGCCCCACCUCCAAGCCGUCGCGCUUUGUCGUUAGCAUGAACGACAAUUUCUACCCCAGCGUCACCUGGGCUGUGCCGGUCAGCGAAUCCAACACGCCCUUACUGACUAACAUCAAAAGAGACCAGAGCUUCACCACCUGGCUGGUGGCGCUCAACACCACGUCCAGGGAAAAGAUCCUGCUCCACACCAUCAAGUGGAGGAUGAGGGUCGACGUCGCGGUGGAUCCGUCCCUGCCUCUGGGCUCCAGGGCCCGACUGGUGGGCCGGGUGCACCAGGACCAGCCGCGGGUGCUGAGCCGCAUGGAGCCCAUCCCUCCCAACGCCAUGGGGAGGCCCAACGCCAACGACGCCCAGGUUCUGAUGUGGAGGCCGAGGAGAGGCCCCCCGCUGGUCGUCAUACCAUCCAAGUAG